UGGAAAUGGCAUUUCCGAGUGAAAUAGCGGCAUUCACUCACGUCAAGGAAUUAGGUGAUGGAGGUGGUGGAUCAGUCCACAGCUGUGUGACCAAAGAUGGUGGCCAACCAUAUGCCAUCAAAAUUAUCCCAUUAUGUGAUACAUGUGAAAAACAUGUCUUCUUUGAGACUAGGUCACUGUUUCUAAUUCAUCCCAACAUCUUAAGAUGUUACAAGGCAUGGGUAGAGAAAUCUGCCCCUGAUUUUGCACCCACCACAUUGUUGACACGCAUCCAUAAGGAUUAUGACUUUGAAAAAUGUGGAGAGACUCCCACACACUUCCUCUAUCUUCUCAUGGAGGAGUGUGAAGGCAACUUGGCUUCACUCCACCUAAAGAAGAAUUUUGAUGUUCAGUCAAUCUUCAUUGACUGCCUAAAAGGUUUGGAGUAUAUACACUCCAAAAAUCUGGUCCAUGGUGAUAUCUCAACCAACAACAUAUUUGUUGACAUAUAUGGGACAGCAAAAUUGGGUGACUUUGGAUGUGUUUCGGAUGAAGGGAUACCUCAUCCUAUCGGGGGUGUAUCCCUCUACCAUGCCCCGGAACUGGAAGAUGUCGUUGAUAAAUGGCUUCGUGAAGGGACUCCAAUUGAUGAGCAGGUAUGUGUUGUGACCAAGGCAAGUGACUUAUAUGCACUUGCCUUGGCUAUGAUCGAGCUGAUGUAUCCCAUGAGCACAAAUAUGGAAAGGGAUCCCUUCUUGAUGAGCAUCAAGUCUACUAAAGACUUUCCUGACCAAGGAAGAGUUUCGCGUUUCUGCAUAUCUCAGCUGGAGGUUAUGUUGAGUGACGAUCCUAAAUGCCGCACUGAUGCAAAAUCUAUUAGAAUGGAGAUGGAGACAAUGCAUUGAGGAGCUACUGGUUGAUUUCCAUUUGACUGAGAAUGGAGAUGGAGGAACUUACUGACAUUGUGAAUCUUUGAUUAGAACUAUGAGGGGGCAAGAAAACUUAUUUUGAAACUUAGCCGAUUUUGCAUGCAGUUUACUCACUACCAAUGCUAUUAUGCUACUGAAAAGUAUAUACAGCUGUAAUCAUGUGGAUUUUCUUUAACUCUGAACAUGUUGCUUGAAGACCAUUUAUUCUAUAGUCUUUAUGUCUA
Messenger RNA from Salvia hispanica, 1132 nucleotides. RefSeq names its product eIF-2-alpha kinase GCN2-like. NCBI's taxonomy places the organism in Eukaryota, Viridiplantae, Streptophyta, Magnoliopsida, Lamiales, Lamiaceae. Gene Ontology annotation, cellular component: nucleus; cytoplasm. Gene Ontology annotation, biological process: regulation of translational initiation by eIF2 alpha phosphorylation. Gene Ontology annotation, molecular function: ATP binding; eukaryotic translation initiation factor 2alpha kinase activity. The record is from RefSeq and is a predicted model, not a curated record.